UAGCAACAUGACUGAGGUGGAGCCGAUGUUGGAUUUUGCAUCAUCAGCACGGACUGGACGAAGAAAUGCUUUGCCUGAUAUACUAGGGUCACCUUCAGGGGUCAGCCCAGGUGACCUACCUUUAAAAUUAGCAGAAAUGACUCUAAAGGCAGCAGAAGAGUCAGAUAUGCAGUCACCAACAGCUGAAAACCCACAGGAACCUGUAGGAAGUCCGGACUUAAAAGAUGCUUCUUAAUCUGCCUGGACAUGAUGCGUUUCUUUUCUGGCCAAAAGUGGAGGGACUGCCUAGUGUCGAAGCAGCUUUGAUCAUGUGACCUAGAGUUGCUGAGUUUCCUUGAGAUAUGCAGACAACAUCUCAAGUAGCAGAGUGAGGAAAUGAAAAAGGAGCAGAGGAAACAUUUUCAAAAUUUAAUUACAAUUAGUCCGAUUACAGAACUCAGAGAAACAUUCCGGCAGUGACUAGGGUUAAAAAAAAUGAAACACGUUAUCAUCUGAAGACUAACUAGGUUGCUUUAAUUUCUGUGAUUUUACUGUCCUGUUUUACUUUGCAAACGGAAACAUGACAUUCAUUUUUGUAAUGUUCUUCGAACAGAACUCUGUGCUCUGGUUCCUUCUGAGAAGAGUUGAUAAAGGCAAUAGCGGUGAUCUAAUUAUGUGUAGCAUGGUAUGUCAGAAGGUACUGAAUAACUCUGAGGUGAUGUCAGAAACUGCUUUCUGUGAAGAGUCUCCAGCCAACAAGGGACAUAACCAUCUAAGGAGUGACAGGGUGUUUGAGGUAAAAGAGAAGUAACUUUUGCCCAGCACAUAAAGUAGUAGGGCAAACUCAUUAAACAGACAUUCCAGUCAUAGACUACACCCACUAGUGCAGAGCUAGUCAAUAGAUGAUGUGACCAAAGUAUUCUUUUUGAUAUUAUAGGGAUUUUUUAAAUAUAGAAUUUCAUUUUUUCUUGCUAUGAGUGAAUAAGAAAUCACAUUAUCAAAAACCAUAUGUAUGGAUGCAGGUCUGCUGUAGAGUUCUUGACAAGGGCACCCUACUGCUCUAUUACUUGUAUUAGUGUGCGUGUAUAUGUUCAUCUCUACUUUUGAUUUCAAAACCCGGGGCCAACGAAUGAAAAAAAUUGUGUUUAUGCCUCCAUUGUUGAUUUUCCACUAGGUAAUACUGUGAUAGGCUUUAAAGUUACUACUAGAAGCAGCAAGCAGAAGAUAGAAGUUUUUUUUAAUUAUUAUUAUUUCAGAAGUACUCACCUUUACCUUUUCCAUUGUUCAGUAAGAAUAUGCAUCUUUCUCAUAUCAAGAAGUUAUACAAACUGUGAGAGGGUGUUCCCUGGUUCUUUACACCUUUGCUUGCUUUAAUUUGAUAGUUUAUUGUUAAACCAACAUAGAUCUUAACACUAGUCAAUGUAGAACAAUUGCAGUAAAAAUAGAAGAUAAGACACCAAAAACACAAAGAAACAAAAUUAGAAUUAAUCCUCUGGAGACAUCAGUCAGAGUUAACAUCCUUUUAUUGUCUAAUUUCGCAAACAAGAUGGAUAAAUACUUCUCUACCAGUGUUAUACUGCAUGUGUUCUGUUUACUGGGGUGAAAAGAGUUUACCUUGUUAACUUCAUGAAAUCACAGCCAUAAUCACAGGGUAUGGUAAACUAAAUAUUGAUAUGCCAACUGCUUUCUUGAUAAAUGUUGUUACUCAAGUCAAAUUUUGUAGUAUAAUGCUCAAAGUUUGUCACUUAAUAAACAUUAAAAAUGUGAUGCUCAGCUCAA
Molecule: messenger RNA, 1758 nt
Organism: Protopterus annectens (West African lungfish)
Lineage: Eukaryota; Metazoa; Chordata; Ceratodontiformes; Protopteridae
Product: cAMP-dependent protein kinase inhibitor beta-like
Exons: 2
Coding region: 8-235 (75 amino acids)
Biological process (GO): negative regulation of cAMP-dependent protein kinase activity
Cellular component (GO): nucleus; cytoplasm
Molecular function (GO): cAMP-dependent protein kinase inhibitor activity
Source: RefSeq, a predicted model, not a curated record